This is a messenger RNA of Carcharodon carcharias (great white shark), 3080 nucleotides long. RefSeq names its product mediator complex subunit 25 (gene med25). The transcript has 20 exons. Gene Ontology annotation, biological process: positive regulation of transcription by RNA polymerase II. Gene Ontology annotation, cellular component: transcription regulator complex; mediator complex. The record is from RefSeq and is a predicted model, not a curated record. The coding region runs from base 206 to 2641 and encodes 811 amino acids. NCBI's taxonomy places the organism in Eukaryota, Metazoa, Chordata, Chondrichthyes, Lamniformes, Lamnidae.
GUGGCUCUGUCACGUGACGCAGCGGAUUGCGCUCGAGCGGCUUUGCGGCCUGGCAGAAGAGGCUGAGGGAAGGCUGGGAGAGAGAAGCAGCUGAAGGGUGAAGAGAAGAGGGUUACGUUCCUUCACUGCGAUGUGGAAAGGUGGCCAACCGCCUGCGAGCUGCUUCGGUGUGAAAGCAAAGAUUUCACAGUGACUUGCAGACGCCAUGGUUGUGCCCCCCAUUGAUACACCCACUCCUCCCAACAUGGUAGCUGAUGUGGUUUUUGUUAUCGAGGGAACAGCGAACCUUGGGCCAUACUUUGAAUCCCUCCGGAAACAUUACAUUCUACCAGCAAUUGAGUAUUUUAAUGGUGGUCCUCCAGCAGAAACAGACUUUGGUGGUGAUUAUGGAGGCACACAGUACAGUUUAGUUGUGUUCAACACUGUGGAUUGUGCCCCGGAAUCAUAUGUGCAAUGUCACGCUCCCACCAGCAGUGCCUAUGAGUUUGUCACCUGGCUUGACAGUAUUCAGUUCAUGGGGGGUGGAGGGGAGAGCUGCAGCUUGAUUGCAGAGGGACUCAGCACGGCACUGCAGCUGUUCGAUGACUUCAAGAAAAUGCGAGAACAAAUUGGGCAAACUCACAAAGUUUGCGUUUUGAUCUGUAACUCUCCACCGUACCUGCUGCCGGCUGUGGAGAGCACCACGUACUCGGGCUUCACAACAGAUAAUCUGGUGCAGAUGAUUGGAGAUAGAGGGAUUCAUUUCUCCGUGGUGUCUCCUCGUAAACUACCUGCCUUGCGUGUACUCUUUGAGAAAGCGGCACUGGGAAAUGUCGUGGAGAGUCCGUUGAAGGACUACAGUCAGGACCCACGCCAUAUGAUAAUGAUCCGGGGGAUGGUGCUUCCAGGUGGAGGAACAGUUGCAGUUAACACACUGCCACAGAAGCCAGCUCCACCACAGCCACAACCAUCAACGCAGCAACAGCCAAGUCUGUUGUCGAGUCAACCACAGGCACCCCAGCUAUCGCAAUCACAGCCACCAUCACAGUCCCAAGCGAUGCCAUCAGUCUCGCAGCCAUACCAGGGCCCGGCAGUGUCUGGCUCCCUUGCUGCUGCUCAAGCUGCUGCUCAGAUUGCCGUGGAAACAGCGACCAAUCAGCUCAAGGCAGCUGUUGUCCCAUCAACCAAUCGAUUUCCCGCAGUCAGUCAAAUACCUCCUGCUUCUGGUGUGGGAGCUAUAUUCAGCCAGGCCACUCCGCAAACAUUAACAACCACCCCUGUGACCAGUAUUGCCAAAGUCAUCCCAUCCACGGCUUCCAUGAUGACUGCAGCGGCACAGUCUAGCCUGGUAUCCACAGUUACCACUGGCGUUCCAUUACCACAGCAGCCACAGGCCGCACAGCAGCCCAGCCAGCAGCCCAUGCAGACCGUGGGUGUUGGAGCUGGUGCUGGAAAUGUCGUCGGAGUGACUGUGGCACCUCCACCUCCUGGAUCGGUGGCCAAUAAGAUCCUAGCAUGGAGUGGGGUUUUGGAGUGGCAGGAGAAACCCAAACCUGCAUCAGUGGAUUUAACUGCAAAGCUGACGAGAUCGCUUCCAUGUCAGGUGUACGUCAACCCAGGCGAGAACCUGAAGACAGACCAGUGGCCUCAAAAACUAAUCAUGCAGCUCAUUCCACAACAGCUAUUGACAACACUCGGACAUUUAUUCCGUAAUUCUCGAAUGGUUCAGUUUCAGUUCACGAACAAGGAUUUGGAGUCGUUAAAGGGACUGUAUCGAAUCAUGGCCAAUGGCUUUGCGGGUUGUGUCCAUUUUCCACACAGUGCUCCCUGUGAGGUCCGUGUCUUGAUGCUGCUGUACUCCUCCAAGAAGAAAAUCUUCAUGGGUUUGAUCCCAAAUGAUCAGAGUGGUUUUGUGAAUGGAAUCCGACUGGUCAUAACCAACCACAAGAAAGCGCAGCAGCAGAAAAUUGAACAGCAGAGGAAUCAAAUGAGUGGGACACAGCCAAUGGGGACUGGAUCUAUACCCACUCCAGCAUUUAUGCAGAAGCCACCUGGGGCAAUGCCAGUGUCACAAGGAGUGCAGCAGCAACAGAUACCAGGUCAGCCAGUGACCACCUCAAUACCUCAGGUUCACACGGUAACGACAAUGGACGACCAACAGCGGCAGCAGAAUCUGCAGCAGCAGAUGCAGCUCAGAGUGCAGCAGCAAGCCCAGGCUGCGACACAGCAGCAACAAUCAGGCGGCCCACCUCAGAGUCAGCCUCAGGCUCCGCAGCCGACCGGAGCCCUGCUCCGACCACCCAAUCCUGGUGCUAACCCACAGCUUCGCAGCCUGCUUCUCAGUCAACAAACAUCGCAGAGUGGGGUUCCACAACCUCAGCAACCCAUGCACCAUAUCCAGCAGCAAGCCUCGCAGAUGCUUUCCCAUCAGUCCAUGGGUCAGCAGAUGCCCCAUCACACUCAAGGACAACAACUCCAGAUGCAAGGGCAACAGCUAAUGCACCAAGGUCCGGGGCAGCCAUGGGGCAGCCAGAUGGCACAGCGCCCACCUUUACAAGGCCAGAUGAUGAUGAAUGCAGGCCCGCGGGGCCCAGUCCCUCAGGGUGGGUUGCAGCAAGGCACGAGUCUGUUGGAGGAGGAGAUUCUGAUGGAUCUCAUUUAAAUGCUUCUCGAGUUUGACUUCCCUUUGUGCAAGGUGUGGACAUGACGUAUGGAAGCCCAAUAUUGAAGUCAGCGAGAUGAACUACUUCCCGACCUACAAGGGAAAACAAAGAAAUUCGCAUUUGACUUGCUGUCCUUUUUGAAUGGGUUAGUGGUAGGAACUGGAAGACUCUGUGUUUGUUUUUUUUUCAAAUAUAUUCGGCUAUCUCAGAAAAUCAGAGGGGAUUGGGUGGAUCAGACAACCCAAUUGGUACUGAAUCCCUUUUUUUAAAGGGACGGGUUGAGUUUGAAAGUUACAUCUGAUAUAGUUGGAAGGUUGCUUUCAGUAUGUUGGUUUAGUUUUGCUCAGUAUGUAUUGAUCUGAUUACUGCAGUUUUUUAAUGUAUUUAAUUUUGAACAGAGGCAACCUGGCAUCUGUUUUUGUUUCUUUUUUUCACAUC